AAUCCUUCAGUCUGUAAUCAUCUGGAAAGGAGCAGUUUAGAGGAAGAGCUACCGCGGAACACUCUCGUCCACAAUGGCUUUUCGCACGAGCGCCAUUGCCAUAGUGGCCGCAAUUUGUUUGGCGACGCUGCACGCAACUCCAGCACUGGCUAUCAAUUGCAAAGUUCCGGCAAUUGAGAAUGGAAGGCGACAACAGAUCACCGUUUCCCACCCCGGACACGCACAGUAUUCGUGCUCCUUGGGUUUCAUGCUGGUGGGUGAGGCUCGACCAGGAUGCAAUGCUCAAGGCCAGCUCAGUACCGUGCCAAGCUGCCAAAAAUCCUGCGUAGAGAGUGCUAACUGUCCGCAGGGACUUGUCUGCCGUGCUGGUUCGCAGGAAAUGUGUGCAUGGCCGUUGAACCUCAGGGACCAAUACAACAUUAAUAGGAGGACAGUGUAUUUGCACACCAGCGAUAGGGGGUGGUACAGCCAUGCCAUGGCUGGAGCCAUCUGCCGAUCCAUGGGACUCUCCCUGCCCACCGAGACACUGGGAACGAGGAUACAAAUGUUCCUGCGGGCAAAUUUUCGCCGGGCUUAUAAAACUGUCUGGACGCGUCAGGUUGUUGGCAACGAAGCAAUAUACCUCUCCUCGGUUAGUGCUCGCAUGCUCCGCCGUGGGAAAAGGAGUAUGAGCGUGCAUCAAAGAAACUUUUUCAACAGCCUUCUGAAAUUAAAGACGGCCGUCACUACGGGAUUGAGCGGCCUCGUGUGCGAGGAAGCGUCCAAAGCGCUCACAUGUUCAGGUUACAAUCUGGUAAUCAGCCACGAAAAGGUCACCAGAGACACCGCAGUGUCCACCUGUCGUCAAUACGGUAUGAAUCUGCUGAGACAGAAGUGGGCGCAGAGACUGCACAGCAAUGAGUGCUUCCAGGAGGCCACCGCACACUUCCCAAGAGAGCACGUGAGGACUAUCUGGAUCUGGAGGAAAAAGACCAACAAGUUUUUGGAAUACACUACCCUGACUAACAGCGUGAGGACACCGCAAAAGACUUCAAACGCCUACAUCUGUGCAAGCAAAGACAAUCAAUAGACUUAAUACGCCUAUCACGUCGUUCGG
Messenger RNA from Sycon ciliatum, 1096 nucleotides. RefSeq lists its product as uncharacterized. The transcript has 8 exons. The record is from RefSeq and is a predicted model, not a curated record. The coding region runs from base 74 to 1069 and encodes 331 amino acids. NCBI's taxonomy places the organism in Eukaryota, Metazoa, Porifera, Calcarea, Leucosolenida, Sycettidae.